Molecule: messenger RNA, 1296 nt
Organism: Lodderomyces theae
Lineage: Eukaryota; Fungi; Ascomycota; Pichiomycetes; Serinales; Debaryomycetaceae
Product: palmitoyltransferase
Exons: 1
Coding region: 1-1296 (431 amino acids)
Cellular component (GO): endoplasmic reticulum membrane
Molecular function (GO): protein-cysteine S-palmitoyltransferase activity
Source: RefSeq, a predicted model, not a curated record
AUGCAUGAGUUCCGAUGGCCGCUAUUAGGUGUCAUCAUACCCGUGUUGAUCAUAGGAUUUACCGCAUAUGGUUCACAUUACUUUAUACUUCGUCAUCAUUUGUCAACCACACAACAAGUCAUCUAUGAAUGUUUCGCAUCCAUGAUUUGGAUUUCCUAUAUUAUGGCAAUCUACACGAGUCCUGGGCAUCCGCCAAAAGAUUAUACUCCGAAAAAGGGUGAAUGGAAACGAUACUGUACUAAAUGUCAAAGCUAUAAACCACCCAGAACACAUCAUUGUUCGAAAUGCAAUAGGUGUAUCAUGGAAAUGGACCAUCAUUGUCCGUGGACCCUUAACUGUGUUGGCGCAAACAAUCUCCCUCAUUUUAUGAGAUUCCUCUUUUGGGUUAUUGUGGGAACCGCUUAUUUAUUUGUGCAAUUGUGUGAGCGUAUAGUUGGAUACUACGAUGAUCUGGAUAAGCCAAUGUAUCUCAUAAAGAGAUCGGAAUUGGUUGCUGUGGUUGUAUUCACUCCAAUCGACUUGUUCAUUUUGUUGAGCAUUACAGUGUUGUUUAUUCGAUGUUUGAUCAACAUUGGUAAAGGCAUGACUCAAAUUGAGAUUUGGGAAUGGGAUAGAAUCGAUAGCCAAUUUUAUAGCAAGAGGCUAUGGAAAUCGAUAAGAUUAAGCUAUAAGCAGUCGUAUGGGAAAGAAUUACCCCAGUUGACUACUUGGACUAACAGAGCUCCCGUCAACGACGAUGAUGCAUUGCCCAUGGAAGAAAUGAAUCAACAUGAGAUUAAUGAGAUUGGUGAAGGUGAGGCUUUAGACGGCGUGGCAACCGAAUCUCAACUGCGUGGAGUUGAGUCAGACGCAACUGCUCAGCAAGAGUUCAAUAACGAUGACGAUGACGAGGAUGAAGAGGAUAUUGUGCCCCAGAACUUUACCAUUGAUGAUUUGAUGUUUCCCUACGAUUAUGGGGUUUGGGGCAACCUAAAGCACUUUUUGGGCUCUCCGUUUAUGUGGUUGGUGCCAUGGGGCAAGCCCAAGGGGAAUGGAUACGAUUUAGAACCGUCUUCAGACUACAAGGAGGAUGAUCAAUUGGGACUCCCUUGGCCACCAGACGGAGGCAAUCAAAAUAUAACAAUAUCACCUCCUAGCGAUGACGAAUUGAAGAGAGGCAUCCGCAAUUAUUCCCAGUUGAAGAAACAAUUGGACCCGAGAAGCAAUGCCAAACGAAGUAGUUGGCAUAAUGACACGGGAGAAAGGUUGCUUGAUUAUGGUGUGUAUGUUGACGACUCUGAUGAUGACAAAUUAUGA